Tachysurus vachellii is the source of this 948-nucleotide messenger RNA. RefSeq names its product phosphomevalonate kinase (gene pmvk). Gene Ontology annotation, biological process: isopentenyl diphosphate biosynthetic process, mevalonate pathway; cholesterol biosynthetic process. The transcript has 5 exons. Gene Ontology annotation, cellular component: cytoplasm. The coding region runs from base 86 to 703 and encodes 205 amino acids. The record is from RefSeq and is a predicted model, not a curated record. Gene Ontology annotation, molecular function: phosphomevalonate kinase activity. Lineage: Eukaryota; Metazoa; Chordata; Actinopteri; Siluriformes; Bagridae.
GGGGCGUGGCUACACAGAGAACGCGGAAGUUUUCCAUGUGUACAGAAAAAGAUGAAGGAUUUUUGAAUGUAUUAAAAUAAAUAUAAUGACAGCUUCAGAUCCAAAACUUAUUUUGUUAUUCAGUGGAAAACGGAAAUCCGGGAAGGACUACGUGACCGAUUUGAUACAAAAAAGGUUGAGUCCAAAGCUGUGCUGCAUCCUCCGGCUUUCUGCUCCACUCAAAGAACAAUACGCACAGGAGCAUGGACUGGACUUUGAGGAGCUUCUGGGAGCAGGGAAGUACAAAGAACAGCACCGGGCAGAGAUGAUCAGAUGGGGAGAGAGAAGAAGGCAGAAAGACCCAGGCUUCUUCUGUCGCAUGGCUGUGUGUGGAGCCUCUCAACCCAUGUGGAUUGUGAGUGACUGCAGGCGCAUGUCUGAUUUACAGUGGUUCUGGAGUGAAUAUCCACAGCAGUGUGUGUGUGUCCGUGUGGAGGCUUCUGAGCAAACCAGGGCUCAGAGGGGAUGGAGAUUCACUGCAGGAGUAGACGAUGCAGAGUCUGAAUGUGGUCUGGAUCAGGACGUGGACUUUGACUGGACCAUAAGGAACGACGGUGAUGUCACGUUUCUCGACAGACAGCUCCAGGGACUGUUGUCAUUAGCUAGGGAGAGGACAAUGGAGCACCAAUACACACAAUAUAGUAUAAAAUCAAAUGGACAAUGAACAGGAGAUUUAGCUGUCGAACUAACUAAAGUAUUAUGACCUGUUAUUUUUUGACAUCCUGAAAAUUGACGGGCAUUUAUAUUAUGAUUUGCAAAACAUUAUGUUGCUGUUUACAUUCAUAUAUUUUUAAGAGCAAUUAAGAGAACCAAUCCCCGUAGUGCCUAAGCAAGUCCUAAACCAUAACAGAUUUGCUUGAAUGUGAUUGUCUCACUUGUAAUUAUUCCAAAUAAAAUGGCUAAACAUUA